ACAGGUGUCAGUGGGAGAAUCAGUAGACGGACAUUGGAGUGAGGAGCUUAUAGAGCCAGAAAGGUUGGCAGCAUUGGUGGCUCAGCUGUCCAGCCAGGCAAGAGCCCAUCUUCAGCACUCCAGCCAUCACAAGGUUACAUCAGUGAGAGAUGUAGAUACAUCAGUGGUGCUAGAUACUCCUAUGAGGUUAUAUAAUGGACAGACUUUACACCCACAGUCUGAGUCAUUGGUAGUCGAAGUACCACCACUGCCUCCCCUGCCUCCUCUGCAGGACAUGAAACGGUGUCCAGACACUGACUGGUUCAACAAACAUAAGAGUGGGCUAAAAGACGACGGAUCAAUACUGGACGAGACGGAGCCUGUGUUGGGCUCGGAGCUGGCUGCGCAGGCGCAGAGCAAACAGCCCAGCAAGAAGAGUCUGCCGCACAAGAAGCGGAUCUCGAGGAAACUCAAGCGGAACACGCCCAUCAUGCCAAGCCAAGACGUAGUUGUAAUUAACUGCGCGGAUGAGAUGCCGCAAGAGGAGAUCCUGCCGGACAAUUUCGUGACAGCCGUGCAGCAUCAGGAGCACCUGCCGGAAGACACUCAUCAUAUCGCACAAGAGAUGCGAGCGAUCCUGAUCUGCCAGCUGUGCGGCGAGUUCUACGGCGAGGAGCAGCUAAAGUUCUACCAGCACCUGAAGCAGCACUACGAGCCGCACCAUGCCAUCAUCAUCGAGAACCCCGUGCCGCCGCCGGUGCCCGACCUGGCCAUUGACAAGAUGACAAGCACGUGUAUAGUAGACAACGUAGCGACGUUGCCAGAUUCGAUCGUAGAGCUGUCUCUAGAGAACACUGUACCCAAGACCAUGUACCAGAGCAUCGACAAACAUAUCCUGUACACCUCUAGCGAUAAGACUUUGUAUUCCAAUAAGGUGCAAUACUCGAUGGCGAGUAUAGACAAGGAACCCGUGCCUUGCGUGCCGACGACGGAGGCCGACAAGGCAGACUUGUACGACACGCUGGAGAAGCUGGAGUUAUAUAGCUGCAUCAAAUGCAACAAGCCCUUCCGCAAACAGAAACAGUGCGAAGCGCACAUUAAGGAGGCACAUUCUAAUUCUAAGUUGGAGGACAUGGGCGAGUUCAGCGAGCCCGAGGACUUAAUGGAAGGCAUCCACGUGGCGGUGGAGGAUGGCGGAGAACCGUACGAGCAGACGCUGCUGCCGCACCUCACCGUGGAGAAUGGGCAAGUGCACCAGGAACACGUUCGGCAUUGGUGAGAUGUUUCUUA
Molecule: messenger RNA, 1269 nt
Organism: Hyposmocoma kahamanoa
Lineage: Eukaryota; Metazoa; Arthropoda; Insecta; Lepidoptera; Cosmopterigidae
Exons: 9
Source: RefSeq, a predicted model, not a curated record